Penicillium malachiteum is the source of this 984-nucleotide messenger RNA. Its product is annotated as polyketide synthase. The transcript has 4 exons. Gene Ontology annotation, biological process: fatty acid biosynthetic process. Bases 1 to 984 code for a protein of 327 amino acids. The record is from RefSeq and is a predicted model, not a curated record. Gene Ontology annotation, molecular function: fatty acid synthase activity. Lineage: Eukaryota; Fungi; Ascomycota; Eurotiomycetes; Eurotiales; Aspergillaceae.
AUGACCAGUGAUAUUCAACCACUCCAAUUCAGUUCAAAGGGAGCCUACCUCAUUACUGGGGGAACCCGAGUGUCUCGUUGUGGCCUUCCUCCAGCUUCAGAACGCGAAGCCAAUGAUGUAGAUCUGAACAACCUGAUCUCGCGCAUCGCUGAGCUCAAAGCUCUAGGCGUGAACGUCCGUGUCCUGAGCAUUGAUGCUAGCAAGGCUGGGGCCGACUCCACGCUUAGACACGCAAUUGAUGAGCUCGAUCUACCGCCUGUAAAAGGCGUGUUGCACGCCGCUGGGAUAGCAAAAUACCACAGUAUCUUGCGCUGCAUACUAUCAGAAGUCGCCGAUGUCUUAGCAACAAAGGUGAUAGGCGGCUUGAAUCUUGACACCCUCUUUCCACCCGGCACCCUAGACUUCUUUUACCUCGUCUCCUCAGUUGGAAAACUUGUCGGUUUUGAAGGCCAGUUGUCUUACGCAGCUCAAACUCUUUCUUGGAGGGUCUGGCAGCUCAUCGAAGGCUCCAGGAGCAACCUAGCCACGCGCAUUAUUACCAAGGGAAUGCAGUAUAGAGGCUUGGCGACUAUGAGCAUUGAAGAAGCCUUUGCAGCUUGGGACCGCUUUGCCAGCCUCGAAACUGAUCAUGUGGUGGUCGUUCGCGCAUUGGAGCUCGAGGUUGACGAGCCACUGCGGCAUCCUGUGCUGAAAUAUAUCACUCCAAGGAAGCAGGCCACGCAUAAUAUCACCGGUAGUAGUUUCUCCAAUUACCCUGAAGAUGCGAUUGCCAUUGUGGACUUAGCUUGUCGAACUGCAGCUGGAGACACUACGGAGGACUUUUGGCAGACGCUCAGGCAGGGAAAAGCAGGCAAGAUGUGGGGCAACUUCAUGUCCGAUGUCGAGUCUUUUGACCACCAGUUCUUCAAAAAGUCCAAACGCGAAGCAGCAGCACUCGACCCGCAUCAGCGCAUUAUGCUCGAAACCACCUACAAAGCAGUUUAA